AUGAAUGGACCAUUAAGUCCGCAUGAUCCUCCUAAUUACGAUGCCCCAUAUUCUACCAGUAGUAAUGGUACGUCCAGAACCAACGUUUCAGAAGUCGAUGGAUAUACCUCUACAGUGGGCUCUAGAUCUCUAACUCAUAUGUUAAGUGCAAUAGAUAGUGGUGAUGAUGUUGUGGCCGACCAACGAACCCAAUCAUGGGAAGAAACACUAUUAAAUAACGUCCACAAGUUGGAAAACUUAACAUUCACCAGUAACGAAAUGUCCAAUGCUGUUCACCAAUCUGUCUACUUUACAAAGGAAAUAGGUGAAAUUGGUGUAGAACCCACAAUCUUUGAUCCUUCCAAAUGUGAAUAUGCUCCUGGUGAAUAUCUUAAUGGGUUUGUACUUCUAGAAAAUACCCUGGAUGUUCCUAUCCCCUUUGACAUGUACUAUGUUUUAUUUGAAGGCAACUACAUCUUUGGAAAUCCAAAGGAGAACCCUUCUAAUCCUAUAAGAUACGAGAGAUUUUUAGAGAUGUAUGAUUUGAGUGCUAGUUACAACAUGGUCCAUGUCACGAGGUUAGCAUCCGAAGUUCCGGAUCAUUUAAUAUGUGAUGGGUUAUAUGAUGAAAGAGAUAACACAUAUUUGACUCUAUCUAAUCGUUUGGAUAGAAGCAUGUUUGGUAAUAUACGGAUGUUACUACCGGGUCGUAAAUAUAAGAGGUUUUUCAACUUUAAGAUCCCUGAAAGACUCUUGGAUUCAGAAUGUCAAAGGCAUUCUCUUUCAACUCACAUUGAAUUGCCUCCCACUGUGGGAAAAUGCCAUAUUGAUAGCGCUAAGAAAGAAUUUGAAUUGAAAGAGUUUGCUCCAAAGAAUGUCUCUGUGUCGUAUUCGGUUAUGACUCGUUUCAUUGGUAAGAGAUCGUUAUAUGAAGCCAACUAUGCCUCCAAAUCCUCCAAUAGAUCCAAAUUAGUCAGUGAUAAGGGUGAUGAAUUUAUAAUUUUAAAGGAAACCAAUGAUGCUAUUCGUAUAGUACCGAAACAUAUCCCACAGAAGGAACUUUAUCUUCAAAUGAAAUCUAAAGAACAAGAUCUCAUGGUUCAAAACUUGAAGAAUAGACUAGAAGAACGUAUUAACGCAGGUAACCGAUUACUAGAGGCGAUUAAAGCUGAUGAUUUUAAUGAAUCAAUAGCUAUUACAAAGGAAACUGAAAGUGCUGAUUUACUAUUGGCAAAGCUACUGCAACAAUACCGAGAGUCUAGAUUAAAUGAUGAUGAUGAUCCCAAUAGUUUAAAAUUUUAUAAAGUUGAAAUUCCCAUAAUCGCCAAAAAACAAGCUAAAAAGGCACUGCUUUCUAACUUCAUGCAUAAAUCAACACUGGAAACUACCAUGGGGGUAUUUGGUUUGAAUACUCCCGCUUCAACUUAUCGAAUACCGUAUAUUCCUUCUAAGCCAUUUCGAACCCAAAUGGCACCAAUUGAAUUGGAGAAAUUAAAGAAAUUUUGGAAAGUUGUUGUCCCUAUUGAACUACAAUUUAAGAACAAUUCAAAGAGCAGCGAUUUCAAGGGUCCAAGAAUCAAAUUCAUCAAGGCAACGUUAGUGGUAACUACAUUGAAAUCUCAAAAGUACCCUAUAGCACUAGAAUUCAAACAUGAUCUAAUAUUCAACCAAAAGCAGUAUCCUCCAAAUUCGGAUGUACAUGCUGCAAAAUUUGGAUCAAAGGAUCCAGAUACGUUUGAAGCUAACCUUAAGAAUUCAUUCAGAGAAAUUUCUUUAAAGCUUUAUAAAUGUUUAAAGACUUUGCCAGAAGAAAACUUUCAAGUGUGCAGAUCAUUGACCGAUGAUAUCAAGCUGAUUUGUCAUAUAGAAGAUGAGACAGUAGAGCUUCCUAUCAAUCAAUUAUCGCUUGCCAAUGAGGCGGGUGUAGUAAAGUGUUUCAAUUCCGCACAAAGCUCGAUUGAAGCAUGUAAAGCAAUUGAACAAAUGGAAUGGAAGAAGAAGAAUGCUGACGAAAGUUCUUCUAGCUCAACUUACCAUAAACAGCUUGAAGUAUCUCUUAAUUUAGAUACUGCAAAUAUUUUAGGUACUAGAUUACAAGAAGGAUUUUCAACUACUGAAGAGUUCACAUUAAUACCAGGGUUCCAGAACUGUUAUAUGUCUAGAUUCUAUGCCAUCAAGUUGAUGUUAAUCACUGUUGACGAUCAAAUUAUAUCCGUUAAAGUGCCCCUCAGUAUUGAAAGGAGCUAA
Messenger RNA from Lizanozyma spartinae, 2226 nucleotides. RefSeq lists its product as uncharacterized. Gene Ontology annotation, molecular function: ubiquitin-ubiquitin ligase activity. NCBI's taxonomy places the organism in Eukaryota, Fungi, Ascomycota, Pichiomycetes, Serinales, Debaryomycetaceae. The record is from RefSeq and is a predicted model, not a curated record. The transcript has a single exon. Gene Ontology annotation, cellular component: ubiquitin ligase complex. Gene Ontology annotation, biological process: protein monoubiquitination; protein polyubiquitination. The coding region runs from base 1 to 2226 and encodes 741 amino acids.